Messenger RNA from Naegleria lovaniensis, 429 nucleotides. RefSeq lists its product as uncharacterized. Gene Ontology annotation, molecular function: RNA binding; structural constituent of ribosome. Gene Ontology annotation, cellular component: ribosome; cytosolic small ribosomal subunit. NCBI's taxonomy places the organism in Eukaryota, Heterolobosea, Eutetramitea, Acrasida, Naegleriidae. Gene Ontology annotation, biological process: maturation of SSU-rRNA from tricistronic rRNA transcript (SSU-rRNA, 5.8S rRNA, LSU-rRNA); translation. The coding region runs from base 1 to 429 and encodes 142 amino acids. The transcript has a single exon. The record is from RefSeq and is a predicted model, not a curated record.
AUGUCUGAAGAACUUGUGCAAACUUUUGGAAAGAAGAAGACUGCUAUUGCUGUCGCUCAAUGUAAGAAGGGAAAGGGUCUCAUCAAGGUUAACGGUACCCCACUCGAACUUAUCCAACCUGAAAUCUUGAGAUUCAAGCUCUUCGAGCCUGUUCUCUUGUUGGGUAAGGACAAAUUCAAGCAAGUUGACAUCAGAAUUAGAACCAGAGGAGGUGGUAAGGUCUCUCAAGUCUAUGCUAUCCGUCAAGCUAUUGCCAAGGCUCUCGUCUCAUACUAUCAAAAGUAUGUUGAUGAAGCAUCCAAGAGAGAUAUCAAGCAAUCCUUGUUGGAAUAUGACAGAUCAUUGCUCGUUGCUGAUCCAAGAAGAAGAGAACCAAAGAAGUUUGGAGGUCGUAAGGCUAGAGCAAGAUUCCAAAAGUCUUACCGUUAA